This is a messenger RNA of Colletotrichum truncatum, 2511 nucleotides long. RefSeq lists its product as uncharacterized. NCBI's taxonomy places the organism in Eukaryota, Fungi, Ascomycota, Sordariomycetes, Glomerellales, Glomerellaceae. The record is from RefSeq and is a predicted model, not a curated record.
AUGGAGGAGCCUGGCAUUUUAACUCAGCCGAAACUCUCGAAUCGGAAUUAUAUCGGCGAUGUUCGCAACAUAGACAACGCAGAGAAUCGUACGUGGACAUCAGCAAGGUGUCGAAGACUUCUACGGCCUCUUCAUUCUCGAAUAAUUGCGUUACGGAAGGCUGCGGCGGUUGGGAGAGCUGGAUACGAACUUGAACCGUGUCAACAGGAUGAAGAGGUGGUGCAUCAGCCGUCAGCCAAGAGACGAAAAGUUGGAGACAGCGAAGACAACCAUGAAAACCAGAGAAAACGACCGCAUCGCACUUACUCAAGGAAGUUGUCUCCCACUUUGAUCGCUAGUACUUCAGCAAGUCAUUUAUCCCUUGGAACUAUGAGCCGGGUUCCGACUCGGGCACAACAAAAACCGCAGACCUCACAGCCCGGAAUUCCUAACGUAUCAACUCCAAUACUUCGCAAAGUAAGGUGCUAUGGGGACGAGUUCCCGCCCUCAACUACAGCCGUAUGUCAGGAGGCCAGGGACGCUUGUUUGCCUCCGAGAAUGGCAAAACGCGGGGGUUUAGACAUAGCACUGAGCAAGUUGCAGCGUGCCCGCCAUCUCUACCCAGCUUCAAGAUAUCAACUAUACGAGGGGAUUCUCCACGACCUCGAUGCGUUGCUGCGCGCGACAUCCUUCACAAAACCUUCAGCGGAUAGAAAAUCACUUUUGUCAUUUUGUCUCCGCAAAAUGCCUGAUUAUGCGGCUCACGUUGAUGCCUGGGAAAAGCUCAACACACCGAUCCAUGGGCCAGUAUCCUCGAUUAAAAAGAUCAGUUAUUCAAUUGCAAUGUACGAUGAGUUAGAAAUUUUGGGUGGCGCGGGUAAUGGCUGGAGUCAUCUUUGGGUAUUACUGAGGGCACACGCCGUUCACCUUCUACGGGCAGCAAUCACCGACGGCACACUGGAUACAACAUUCGCAUACAUUUUGAUCGAUUACUGUAAAAAGAUCGAUGGUCAGUCCAUGUCUGCGGAACUUAUAGAGGCAGUGCUCAGUAAGUCUUAUUCCGGAUCUUCAAAAAGUAACGGCACGUUGUGUAAGGAGUUACAGAGUGAGGUCCUGUUGUCCUUGGCAGACCUUGCAGAUAACGCUCACAUCACAUCUCACUUGUUCGAAAAUGUCUCGUUACUCCUGCUUCGCAAGCAACUUCCUUGUAGCAUACUGUCGUCCAAAGCUUUUGGCUCUCUAUGGACGAAAGCUGCAUCUUCGACACUUGACGAAGAAACCAAUCCUUCGGGAAUCCGUUUUACUUCCACGGGACUGGGAAUUUUAUCACUCUGCUCAUUUCCGAAGUGCAGCAGCUACAAGUCACGGGCUUUGAGGAAUGGCCCUGCUGAGCUAACGUUGGCAAGCGUAUUGGGUGCUGUCUCAGCUAUGGCAAUGGUAUCUCAAGACUUCGGGGGAACAACCAACGAAACAGAAGUAGGAUUACCAAGCCAGGUAUCAAGAGUAAUCUCGCAGAUUCUACAAGAAGCAUUGGCGCUGGUAACAAGCAAGGACGGUAGCGUUGAAGCCAGGUAUCCUUUACUGCUGGCUCUCUUCCUGUCCUCAGGCGCAAGAGACAAACACAAUAUGAGAUCAAGAUCCAGAGCAACUUUGAAGGCUAUUUGGUUCAAGGAGCGACAGAGCGUCGGGUCACGGGGCAGCGGCAACCAACGGUGCCGGCUUUACGACGCCACGAUUGCUUUGGCUUGUUCGAUUGCUCACUGCUGCGGCAAGGCCACAGGCCGGCCGUCUAGCUAUUACUUCGCCACAGUUUGCGAUCUCAUUGAUCAACUACAGGUUUCAGGUCUCGCAACGCUCCAAAAAGAUGGUGCCUUCCUUCUUGCGCAGAAAACUGACGACCUCCGCGACCUUGUCUUCGCAGAGACCCUGGCAGGAGUAUUGGCUAAGCGGGACACCAUUUUGGAAGGGAUUGGGGCCAGAGAACUCUUCGCAGGUUACCGGUGGGAAGAAGGUAUCAGCGAGUGGAUUGCCGCUAGCCCGGGUUCGAAGCGGCGCAACGUUGCCCAAGUGGCUCUGCGGCCCUGCCAAGCCGAUGGGGAAAACGAGGGGAAGGAAUAUAAGCGGUUAAGCUUGUCAGAGUCAGAACCGUUAAUGUCGGUAGCGGGGGGUUCCGGCAAAAGCGGAUGUCUGCAGCCGGCGACCAAGGCGGCGGACACACCGAACCCACAUCAAGGAAACUUCUUGAAGGGAAGGGAAAGGCGCGCGGGUAAAAGCUGUUAUCGUAAUGGUACACUCGGCAAAGUCUCGAUUCACGUGGAGGAUGGCGUUGAUGAACUCAGCAAGACAUCCCAAGAGAGUUGGUCACGAGCUGUAGGUUGUUGUCCAAUAGGCAGCAGAGUCAUUAGUUCACGGGGGGAAUGCCGGCAUCUGAUCCGGAGCGGCAAGAUGGGGCGGCGCAAGGUAUUGGCAGACCUGAGCAUUAUGAGCAAUAUGACAGGCCACAGCGGCGACGACGACGAACUGGGAUUGUAA